Messenger RNA from Drosophila virilis, 2101 nucleotides. It is a transcript of the gene Acph-1, whose product is annotated as Acid phosphatase 1. The record is from RefSeq and is a predicted model, not a curated record. Gene Ontology annotation, biological process: dephosphorylation. Lineage: Eukaryota; Metazoa; Arthropoda; Insecta; Diptera; Drosophilidae. Gene Ontology annotation, molecular function: phosphatase activity.
ACACUAUCUUAUCGACUCACAAUUAAUCGAUAGCACAGCUGGAAAUAAUAUAUCGACGGCAAUCGGGCAACAAUGGCAAUUGCUUAAACCAUAUUCCUUUCAAGUUGUUUCUCUGGUGAGCAACGCGAUUGUGCAUAAAUUGCACCAGCCAGCCACAACAAAGCAUCUUAUUUAACAAUUUACCAAUUUGUUGAGCACCCCCUUUGUCGAAGAUGGGGAAGUACCCACAUUACUGUGUCAAGGCCCUCUUCUUUCUAUGCUCGUGCUUCCAUCUGGGCCAUGCAUUUCGCCCCACCUAUGUCGAGGAGGAGGCUCAAGGUGUCCGGGCCACCCUGCCUGGCGAGCUAAAGUUCGUGCAUGUGAUAUUUCGACAUGGCGACCGAAUGCCCGUCGACCCGUAUCCAACAGAUCCGUGGAACAAUCGUAAAUACUGGCCCACAGGCUGGGGUCAACUUACAAAUCGUGGCAAGCAACAACACUACGAGCUGGGCAAAUGGCUUCGAAAACGUUACAGCUCGUUGUUGGACGCCAGGUACGACAGGGAGCAGGUCUUUGUUCAGUCCACGGAUGUGGAUCGCACACUCAUGAGUGCACAGUCAAACUUGGCUGGCUUAUACGAGCCUGUUGGCAACGAUGUCUGGAAUCCCCUGAUCAAAUGGCAGCCAAUUCCGGUGCAUUCCGUGCCCGAAAAGGAUGAUCCGGUUCUGGCUGCCAAGGCACCUUGUCCAGCCUUCGACUACUAUCUGGAAAACUUUAAGGCAUCCGCCGAGUUUCAGGCCAAGUGGGCACGUUACAAAGAUCUCUUUGAUUAUUUGGGACAAAAUAGCGGUCGGCCCAUUAAGUCAUUUAUGGAUGCACAAUAUUUCAACAACACAUUGUUCAUUGAAACCCUGUACAACCGAACUCUGCCCGAAUGGGCACAAAAGGUUUACGGCGGCGCUGACCUGACCUACGUCUCGAAUUUUGCCUUCUCCAUAAAUACCUACACACGUCAGCUGGCGCGCCUAAAGGGCGGACCGCUCCUCAAGGAUGUGCUCACCCGUUUGGAGAGCAAGCAUAAGAAACAACUGUCGCCGGAUCGGUCUGUGUUUAUAUACAGCGCACAUGAUACCACAAUUGCCAACAUGUUGAAUACCCUCAAGCUGUUUCAGCUGCACAGUCCGCCGUACACGGCGUGCAUAAUGUUCGAAUUGCGUGUGGAUGAUAACAACAGGCCCUUGGUUUCCGUAUUCUAUAAAAACACGACAGCCGAACCGCUGCCAAUGUAUAUACCCGGCUGCGGUGUAUCCUGCCCGCUGUCAAAGAUGUAUGCACUGUAUGAGGAUGUCUUGCCGGAGAACUGGACGGAUGAGUGCAAGCGAUCCACACUGACAAUGACAUACGAGGAGGCCAAUUUGGGCGCAGCAACAGGCAUUCUGAUAUGCAUCAUUGCCGCUCUGCUAUGCGUCAGCUAUGGCCUGAUGAUCUACUAUCGUCGCCGGGAUUACAACAUGCACACUUCCUAUGCGCAAAUGGCGUAAAUUAGGGCAUGGCUAGGAUGGCUGGGAUGCUUAUUGAAAGACUACGCCAACUUCCUGAAUUAAGAUCGAGUUAUUGCUCAGCUUUAGCCACUUAUUUUUAUAUAUCUCCCCUUGUCUUUGAUUGAAUGCCAUUAAUUAUUUGUUUAAGUACGACUAUUGUUUGUGCUCCAUAUAUGUACGUAUUUGGUGCAACAAUUGUAAAUGUAAAUUUAGAUUGAGUUAUUGCGCUCGGCUUCAGAUCUAUUAUAAAUCUCCCCAUGUCUUUGUUUAAAUGCCAUUAAUUCUUUAAUUAAUGUUAAUUGUUUGUGUACGCAUUGUGUGCGACAAUUGUAAAUGUAUAUUGUUAAGCUCAUAUGAUCUUGUUUCUUUUGUUAAACGACGACAAAACAAAGACUGUGAAUGGUUACCCUGAAAGUUUCUUGUACACAUUUACAUGUGUCCCAUAUUAUAUAUAUCAUAGAUUAGUAAAAAUAUAUACGUGUAUAGAUGAAUAUAUUUGCAUUUACGAGUAUAGGCCUUUUAUGAAAACAUCUUGUUGUACAAACCAUUUUUUGUGAACUGUAAUAAAAAACGAAAACGGG